Messenger RNA from Somion occarium, 1337 nucleotides. NCBI's taxonomy places the organism in Eukaryota, Fungi, Basidiomycota, Agaricomycetes, Polyporales, Cerrenaceae. The record is from the annotation of a GenBank genome assembly.
GCUUCUUACGUCUGGCCUCACAAACAACCUCGAGAACUCCUUUCGUGAGAUAGCGAUGUCUUCCAACCUUUCUGUGCUCACCAAAUCGCACAAGAUCAUUGCUUCUAAAAAGCGUGCAAGAAGGGAACAAAUCAAGGAGGUUGUCUUUGACGAUGAUGCCAGGAGGGAAUUCUUGACGGGAUUUCACAAGCGUAAAGUGGAGAAGAAGGAGAACGCCAAGAAGAAGGCUCAGGAGCGAGAAAAACAAGAACGGUUAGAAGCGCGGCGAGAGAAACGGAAAAUGCUGGCUGAACAAGCUGUUCAGAAUGCACAGGAGGUGGAAAAGGCCUACGGUGCUAUUAUUGACGGUGAAGAUGAUUCUGGUACAGCCUUACCCGCCACUCGCAGUAAGGGUAAACAGAAGGCGGAGAUUGAAGACGAAUAUGAAGACGAGGAGCAACUGGCGACGGUGACGGUUGUCGAAGAUUUUGACCCUGAGGCCCUUUUACAUGCGCCUGUCCCUACCUCGAAACGGACAGACGUUGAUGGCACUGACAGAUCUUCAUUGUCUCGUCGACAGCCCGAGGUCAAGCCAAAAUCUCAUGUGACACCGUCAGUGGACGUGAAGAAAACGCAUGCGAAAGUUGCUAAGAAGGCCAAGGAUAUCAAGUACCAGACAAAAUCUGCAAGAAACGCUGAAAGGACGAAACAGCGAAGAAGAAAAGUCGAGAAAGCUGAGAGAGCUGGCGGCAAAGCCUCAAGGAAGAGUCCAAAAGGCCGCAGCAAACGGUGAGGUGACCGCCAUGCACGGCUACACUGCUCGGGACCACUUUCACCAUCUUUUACUGCAAGAUCACGUACAACCUCCUUUCCUACGCUCUUAUUCCGCUCAGUAUCUUGUUGUAUGGCGACGCUGCUAGCAUCAUUCAAUUGAUUCUUUCGUGCUGAUGCACGAGGCCGAAUCAUGCAGAUUCAGUUGAAGAUCUACCCGGAGUGCCUGAAGCCCUCACGACUUCUUCCAACCUACCCACACUACAUAUGGUUCCUCCAACAUCCCAUUCACAUGGAAUACUUCCCAUACUCCGCCUCCGCUUGCCGCUAGCCACAGUUCAAGGAAUUCCCUCACGACGUCUUCUGCUCUAAGUUCCACUACUACUAGCACUGCGGUCCGCUGCGGGGUGCUGAGAUGGUCUAUCGUUUGCACAAGUGCAGGUAGGAGCGAAGGAUGAUAGAUACAAUCCACCACCAGUAGGAGAUCUAUAGGGUCAUACGAGAAGAGCUUUUUACGAAUGGAUGAAUUGCAAUUGUGCAAUGCGAGCCAGUCUAACGGUUCCGCAGUGAUUGUUCCUUUCGCAUUC